Molecule: messenger RNA, 2132 nt
Organism: Hibiscus syriacus
Lineage: Eukaryota; Viridiplantae; Streptophyta; Magnoliopsida; Malvales; Malvaceae
Product: rhamnogalacturonate lyase B-like
Exons: 14
Coding region: 58-2106 (682 amino acids)
Biological process (GO): carbohydrate metabolic process
Molecular function (GO): carbohydrate binding; catalytic activity
Source: RefSeq, a predicted model, not a curated record
UCUGAGCCUGGUAACUCCUAUUUCCUUCACCCGUUCUCGAACAAUAAAUUAUAAGUUAUGUUCCUCUCGCAUGUUUUACAGUUGGACAUAAUGGAGAAGGUGGCGAACAGGAGGCGGCUUGUUGUAUGGGUGAUAAUGAUGAUCAACUUAUCUCUUUUCCUUUCUGCCUGCUCUGAUGGAACUCCGGCCAGAAAACUCCUAAAGCAUACCGACAGCAGUAACACUCAUGUCCGGUUACAAUUAAGUGAUAGCCUAGUGGUUAUUGACAAUGAGCUUGUUGAAGUCACUAUCCAAAAUCCAACUGGUCAUCUGAUAGGACUUAAAUAUAAAGAGAUGCAAAAUGUGCUCGAAAGUAGAAACCACAACCACAAUAAAGGGUACUGGGACAUUGUGUGGGAUGAAGAUGCCUAUGACAAACUGGAAACCGAACAUGUUGAUGUCAUAACACAAACUGAUGAUUUAGUAGAGCUUUCCUUCACCAAAAAAUGGAACCAUGGCAAGACACUUCCUUUAAACAUACAAAAAAGGUUCAUAGUCCGACGCGGCAUUCCGGGGGUCUACAUGUAUGGCGUUUUCGACCGCGAGGAAGAUUUUCCGGGUGCUCAAAUGUACCAAAUAAGGAUUGCUUUCAAGCUCAAGGAAGACAAGUUUCGGUUUGUGGCCGUAUCGGAUAUGAUACAGAGGAUCAUGCCUCGGAGUGAGGAUCGGGACGAACAUCGCAGUAAGACUCUUGACUUCAAAGAAGCUGUUGUAUUGACCAAUCCAUCCAAUCCAAGCCUUAAAGGAGAGGUUGAUGACAAGUACCAAUACUCUACUGAGAACAAAGAUAACAAGCUUCACGGUUGGAUAUCUGAUGACGAUGGUGUCGGUUUUUGGAUAAUCACCCCGAGCAACGAGUUCCGAACUGGUGGCCCGCACAAACAGGACCUCACUUCUCAUGUUGGUCCGACUGCACUUUCGAUGUUUGUCAGUACACAUUAUACCGGGACCGAAAUAGACACAUUCUAUAAGCAAGGAGAGGCCUGGAAAAAGGUUUUUGGUCCGGUUUUAAUCUACCUUAAUUCCGCUCCUUCAAACGAUGACCACCGCAACAUCCUCUGGAAUGACGCUAAAAGACAGUUGAGUGAUGAAAUCGAAAGUUGGCCUUACAAUUUCACUGGAUCAGAAGAUUUUCCUCACUCUGAACAACGAGGACAAGUUAAUGGGCAAUUGUUGGUGCAAGAUCGGUAUAUGGUUAGGCCAUUAAUGCAGGCGAAAUCUGCCUUUGUGGGGUUGGCUGCCCAUGGAGACGCAGGUUCAUGGCAAACAGAAGGAAAGGGCUACCAAUUCUGGACUCAAACUGACAAUAUUGGUCAUUUCAGUAUAAAAAAUGUCCGACCAGGGAAUUACAGUUUCUACGCCUGGGUCCCUGGUUUCAUUGGAGACUACAAAUUAGACCUCAACAUCAUCAUCCAUCCUGGAAAUAAGAUCGAGUUGGGUACACUUAUAUAUGAUCCUCCAAGAAAUGGCCCUACAUUGUGGGAAAUCGGAGUUCCGGACAGGUCGGCCGCCGAGUUCUUCAUACCGGAACCGUACCCACAGUUUAUGAACUCAAUUACGAAAGAUGACACUGACAAAUUCAGACAAUACGGAUUGUGGGACCGGUACUCGGAUAUUUAUCGUGAAGGUGAUCUCGUCUACACUGUGGGCACUAGCAAUUAUUCGAGGGAUUGGUUCUUUGCUCAUGUUCCUAGGAAAACAGGGAACAAUACGAACCGGCCUACGACAUGGCAAAUCAAGUACAAUCUCCAAGAUGUAAACGAGAAUGGAACUUACACUCUCCAAUUGGCAUUAGCAGCAGCUUCUUUUGCUGAAGUACAGGUUAGAUUCAACGAUCCGAAUGCCGUUCGACCUUAUUUCACUACGAAAAGAAUCGGUAACGAUAACGCUGUAGCAAGGCAUGGAAUUCAUGGACUGUACAGAUUGUAUAAUAUUAACGUACCAGGAUAUAUAUUUCAUAAAGGGGACAACACCAUAUAUCUGACUCAGACAAGAAGCCUCAACUCUUUCGUAGCUGUUAUGUACGACUACAUUCGAUUAGAAGGGCCAAACAGUUUAGUCAAAUAGCUAUAAUAUUCAACUAGAAUUCGGAA